Diorhabda carinulata is the source of this 4590-nucleotide messenger RNA. RefSeq names its product probable glucosamine 6-phosphate N-acetyltransferase (gene Gnpnat). The transcript has 4 exons. The record is from RefSeq and is a predicted model, not a curated record. Gene Ontology annotation, cellular component: endoplasmic reticulum-Golgi intermediate compartment; endoplasmic reticulum; Golgi apparatus. Gene Ontology annotation, molecular function: glucosamine 6-phosphate N-acetyltransferase activity; monosaccharide binding. Lineage: Eukaryota; Metazoa; Arthropoda; Insecta; Coleoptera; Chrysomelidae. The coding region runs from base 182 to 763 and encodes 193 amino acids. Gene Ontology annotation, biological process: UDP-N-acetylglucosamine biosynthetic process.
GUUUUUCUUAUGACCUCGCAACAUUUAUUUAUCAGAUAAUGAAAGUGAAAGUGAAGGAUUAAGAUCGAUAAGAAUACAAAUAUUUGUAUGCAUAUAGGUGUGUGGAGGUGUGCCUCAAUAGGAGAUCAUUACCUCUUCCUCAUAGUGAUAAUUUCUUAAGGUGUCUGAAGGAUGUUAAACAAUGGGUCCACAACAGAAUAAUGAGGAUUUAUACAAUCCAAAUCUAUUGAAAAAUUUGAAUUGGGGGUCUGUAAAGUCCUUCCUAAAUCCAGAAAUAAGUAGUGAUAAUCCUGGAGAGUCAUGGAUUGUUGUGAGGCCACUAAAAAUAUCAGAUUAUGACAAAGGAUUUCUACAAAUAUUAUCUCAGUUAACAACUGUUGGAAACAUAGGAAGAACUGACUUUGAACGUCAAUUCAGAAACAUGCAAAAAGCAGGAGGUUAUUAUGUAACAGUCAUUGAAGACACCAGAAGUAAAACUAUCAUUGGUUCCUCAACAUUAAUAACUGAGUAUAAAUUUAUACAUGGUUGUGCUUUGAGAGCUCGAUUAGAAGAUGUAGUUGUGAAUAACACAUAUAGAGGGAAGCAGUUAGGAAAAUUGAUAGUACUAACUGUAACUCUUCUCGCAAAAAAAUUAGAGUGUUACAAAAUGUCUUUAGAUUGUAAAGAUCCACUUAUUGCAUUUUACAAGUCCCUGGGAUAUAAACUUGAGCCUGGAAAUUCUAAUUCUAUGAUGAUAAGGUUCGAAAAUACAGAUCCAUCCUGACAAUUAGCCACCAAUGCUUCCACAAUAUCAAAACUGUAAAUAAGUAUGCAAAAAUUACUUUUCAUGUAUUUCUAUACGGCUGAUGAGAAAGAAUUUUUUGCGUUUGAAACUUUUUCUACAAUUGUUUUUAUUUAAAUAAAAAAAACUAUAAAUAUAUGAAAAAUGAAAUGCGAGAUAUACAAUUUGGUCAAAAAUGAUGAUGUACAUUUAUUUCUAGAGCUGGUACACCCAUAGAUAAGAGUACUGCUUCUGCAUACUUUAUUUUUAAUUGAAAAUCAAAUUGUUUGAAAUAUAUGCGUUUUUUAUUACAUAUUUCAUGUUUUGGGAUGUUUAUAAGACAGUAAGAUAAUAGAAUUUAAUUUCUACCUUGUCCCAAGUAUAUGGGUACUUUUGGUCGACACGUAGUUAGUCACAUUUUUUAAUAAUUGUUUAUUUAAACUUUUUUGUGCAAAGGUGCUUUUCAUAGCUAUUUUCAAUGUAUUAAAUAUCGAAUGUGUAUAUCCUAACGUUUUUGCAAUAGUUUUUGAAUACCCUUUCUAUAUAGAAAAGUCCACAAUUUGAAAAAAAUUCCUUUUAAUAAUUAAAAUUUUUAAAAACGUAACGUGAUAAUCCUCACUCUCCAAAACUACACUGUAUUCAUUUGGUAUGGGUCAUAUGAUUACAUGAAAUUAUUUCCCCUAACAUUUUAUACUAAUCACAAUAAAAACUUUUUCGCAGAUAUUUGAAAAUAUAUUUUUACAAAAGAUUUUUAGUACAUUUUUGAAGUAUCUAUCCCCAUACCACUUGAAGGGUGGUUAGGUUUAAUUAAUAAUUUUUUUGAGAAAGUGCAAAUACUACUGUCAGAUCUAAACAUUGAUAUAUAAAAGUCUGCACCAACCUAUAUAAUUGUCAAUUGAGGGCUCCAGAAUAAGAGGAGUAUAUUGCAGUUUUAUCUAUUUUGAGAGAAGUCAAAACUCAAAAAAGUAUUUAUAGCGUUUCAGUCCCAACUUUUUAUUUAAAAAACACAAAAAUAUGCUUUUAUUUUAAAGAAAAAUACAUCCUCGAUGUUAAGUGGAAAAUGAAUUGAAGGGUGUACUAGGAAAUGGAGGCUGGCCAUCUUAUGUUGGUUACAAUGAAAAUAAUCUGGAGGAGAUUGUAUCUGCACGUAGCGAUGCUUUUCCUAAAUACAUCGAAUUCUAGCCUAUUGCUAUUCGUAAUUACUGUAUAUAAAAAUGGUAACUGUCCAUUAUUUUUCAUAUAGGUAAACUUUAUAGAUGGAUAUUUUGAAUUGAGUUCCAAAAUGAAUUCGUCUACGUUUGCCCAAUUGCCCGUGAGCCUCGACUAGCGACUGUUUCAUCCCAUACAUACAUGUUUGAUUGUCCUGUCUCAAGAUUGUUUAUACAAAAAUUGUUUGUCCACAGUUGUCUAAGAUAAAAAACUUUUGAUGUUUUGAGGAGGGUUAGCAAAGCUUGAAGGUCGAAGCUCACCACAGAAGUAUCUGGUGAUUAUUUGCUUAGAUUUGAAUAAGGUGACCAGAUUUUUAGAUGGGCAACUCUGAAGGAGGAGGAGGGUAUCAACAAAAAUUUUCAUACAGAAUAAAUAUAUUUAUAUAUUUAAAUAAUAUUUUUUUAUUUUUAAUAUAAAAUCAAUUUAUAAAUAUAAGAAAAUGUAUAAUAUUUUAUUCCUGACAUAUUUCUUAUUUGAGUGAGUUUGUUUCAGUAGAUUGUCGUCAUUUUUGAAAAUAUUGUAAAAAUCCUCAAAAGAAUUUGUCAAAUUAUAUUUGACACAUAAAAUGCCUUUUAAAGUUUGAACACUUGAUUUUUCUGAGUAUUUUAAGCUAAGUUUUAAGAAAAUUUAUGUAUAUAUGAAAUAUAGAAAUAAAUUACUUACCUUAAUUUUCUAUAGUAAGUAGCUGAUUUGUAAUAUUUAAUUGUUUAAUUAGCUUGCUAGCAUGCAGUACGAACACGAAGUGUAUCAUCUAACACACAAAUACAAUGUGACUGGAUAGCAAAAGCUAUAUGCUAGUCGUCGUAGCCCGUAGGAUUCUUAGCAAAACAAAUUGAAGGAUUCUUAGAACACAAAACAAUUAUUUUCAUAAAUAUAAAAUUCAACUCAAUUUUAAAAGUCAUUUUCUUUUGAAGGUUGUGCCUUUUCUGCUCCUCUGAGGUGAACCAUAUGCUAUCUUAGCAUCUUCAACUUUUCCUGCUUCCUAAGAAAGUUUAAUGAUAGUAGCAAACUAUUACACUUACUAAAAGUUUCAGAAUUAGAGCGGUGGAAUUUUAAGUUAAAUUCUGUAUUAAAAACAUCGAUAAUAAGACUGUUUAAAAGGAAUAAUGUUUCUGUCCUUACAGUUAAGAUAUACAAAUCGUACAUUUUUUUUAUAUUGAGUUCUGGUGAUAAAUAUUGAGUGUUAAAGUUGGAAUUUUUGGAAUAAUGACUCCGGUAUUUUGGAACCAAUUUUAUGUGCUCAAUGAUCAAAUUUUGUCUUACUGGAAUCAUUUUUCUGGCAGAACCGCCUCGCCUCGGGUUCUUUUUACAAAUACCAACAUCGCUACUUUGGUAACAGACUGUAGUAAAUAUUUUUUGCCAAUGUCAAAGAUUCGAAGAAAGAACACGCUUAUUGAACAGAAAUAUUUCAGUACCGAAACUUUGCCUUUAAUUUCAGCUUUUUUUCUUUAUACACAAAGAUAAAAAUGAAUUUUGUAAGUCAUGAGAUAAUAGAGUACAAAAUUCUUCAAAAAGUUUAUGUCAUCUGCUUCCAAUAUAUUUUUAUUGCAGUUAAAGCGACAGCUAUGGCAUGUUUUCACUUAGUGUUGUAAAUGAGUCUUCUUUUUGUGUCGAAGAUACCCAUCUUCUGUAUUAGACGUAUCCAUAGCAAAAUAUGGUACCCAAACCCCAAAUGUAAAGGGCAAUAAGAGGUAAUCAGUAUUCUUACAAAAGAGGUAACAACCAAAGUAUUUAACGCCGUAACAAUAUUUGACCAAGCCAAUACUAAAGAUUAUUGUUUGGUUGUUUCUAAGUAAAUGAGGAAUAUUAGGAAUAAAAUGAGUAAAAGUGAGACUUAUACCUAUUUUAUUCCAAUCAAACAGCAGAAUUGAUUCCUAUAGUAUUCCUACUUAAGACACAUAUUUCACUUGUAUCAGUUUUAUCCCAAACAAAUUUUAACUUUAAAUUUUGAUAUAUGCCCAUAUUUCCAAAUUAAAAAAUGGCAUAUGUACCCUUUUUAUUCCAAGAUACAAUAUAGAUAUGUGCAUUUUUAAUUCUUAUGCUAUGAAUAUUAGAAGCGUUUACAUUAUUAAGUUAAGGUUGAAUUUGAUAAGAGGAAUGAAUUGCUGUAAUUCACACAAUAAUAACUUGUAGAUCAUUCGAAUAUAUUUCUACUAGAGAGUUUACUUGCAUUUCUAAAUCAUCAUUUACGUUUUGAAUGUAUGGAAUAGAGAAUUUAUAAUUAUUUAGAGUAUAAAAUUAUUAUAGAGAGUGAGGAUUAUUAUUAUUAUUAUUAUUAUAUAGUGUGUGCAUUAAAUUACAUUAAUUCAUUCAUUUCAUUUAAAUUUCCAAACAAUUUUUGGAGAAAAUGUAAAUUUUGCUGUAGAUAUAUUUUGCUUCUAAAAUAAAUGAUCAAAUUAGUAAUUUUGCUUAAACCUUCCUAAAUCCCCAACACUGUGUAUAGAUAUAAAAAUUUAUUUUAUAAGGUUUGAGGAACUAUUAUUUGGUCUCCUUAUAUUUGAUUGUAGAAAAAGUAUGUUUUGAUUAUUAUAAAUAUUCCAUCUUUCAUUGUGGUUGCAUUGGUUACUCGGAAAAUGUCUAAAAGUAAUCUAACUAAUGAAUAAAAUUCAAUUUUUAUUAAA